UUUGUGCGUAAUUGAAAUGAGGUGUGAGCAAGACGAUUGUACGCGUGUACUUAGGCUCAAUCUAGCAAACAUUAGGUAGGCAUCUACUGGGGAUUUAAAUCCCAGAUAAUAAAUUCUACAUAGCCUAGUUCUGUUAAAGCUUUUAGAGAGAGCGCAAGAUCGAAAAUGAAUGAGACUGAAUAUCAUGAAGUACCACUUUCCGAAUAUGGUUUCGAACAGCAAUUCGACGAGCGAGUCGCUAUCGAAUGGAUGCAGGAAAACUGGAGCAAGGCCUUUGUGUACUGUGGCCUGUAUGCAGCUCUGGUCUUUGGAGGCCAACAUCUCAUGAAGGAGAGGCCUCAACUUAAUCUACGCAGGCCACUGGUUCUGUGGUCACUCAGCCUGGCCAUCUUCAGUAUCGUUGGAGCAAUUCGAACAGGAUGGUACAUGCUGUAUAUCCUCUCCACCAGUGGUUUCAGACAGUCUAUAUGUGACCAGAGCUUCUACAAUGGGCCUGUGAGCAAGUUCUGGGCUUAUGCCUUUGUCCUGAGCAAAGCCCCGGAACUGGGUGACACGGCAUUCAUCGUGCUCCGUAAGCAGCGGUUGAUCUUCCUGCACUGGUACCACCACGUCACUGUGCUGCUCUACUCCUGGUACUCCUACAAGGACCAGGUGGCUGGAGGCGGCUGGUUCAUGACCAUGAACUACUCUGUUCAUGCACUCAUGUACAGCUACUACGCAGUGCGGGCUACCGGCUACCGGGUGCCACGCCCCUUUGCCGUGGUCAUCACCACCUUCCAGAUCGCCCAGAUGGCCAUGGGGCUGACGGUCAGUUGGCUGGUCUACCGCUGGAUGCAGGAGGGGGACUGCCACUCCUACCUGAACAACAUUGUGUGGAGUUCCCUCAUGUACCUCAGCUACCUGGUCCUCUUCUCCUCUUUCUUCUAUCAGACCUACCUGAAAGGCAAAGGCAGUAACACUGGCAAGAGCUCCAAGACCGACUAAGUUGUGGGGGGAGGGAUUGCUGCAUUGCCCUGACAGGGCCAUUUUAAGCUUUUUGCAACGAUGUCAGCAAUAAGUCUGUCCAUUCUCUACACCCUAUGCCAUUAGUUUACCAGCAGUGAACUGUUUGCUCUCUUUUUCUGAACCUGUCGAGUGACUGCCACACUACACAGUCUGAAGUGUUUACAGUUUACAGGAUUUUUUUCAUGAAGAUGUUGCCUCAUCGGUUUUUAACCUUGCAUGAUUUUUUUGCUCUUUGUAUCAGAAGUUCCAAUCUGUGCAUUCCAACAGGCACAUGUAAUGGCACCCCCUGAGAGUUUCUGUUCCAACCGGUGUGACUGGUUUUCAUUUUAGUUCCAUGGUGCUCUUCUCAACUUGUCAAUGGACCAAAUAAGAGGGCGUAUAGCUGGUAUGCCCAUGCCCAACCCCAAUAUUUGGAAUUUCUAAUUAAUUACCUUGGAUUAGCCUACACCAGCAUAUCUCACUGUAACAGUCUCUUGGGUGUAGGCCUUCUGUAUUUCUGAACUGGUUCCCAAAAUGUACCCUGUGAGAUACAGUAUUUGGUCACUUAUUUGAACGGAGGUGUAGUUGUGCUCUGCCUCGAGGGAAUCCCCCUGAAAGCAGCUAUUUGUGGUGCUCAUAUAAUAUACACGUUUUAUUCAUAUGAUUGCAGCUGGAAUGGUGCCAGAACUUUGGUCUCACUCAACAAUUGUUAAUUAUUUGCACCAGAUAUGAUGCAUAGUUAUUUGUUUUUGUGCUCUUAGGAUGUGAGAUACCAUGUUGCUUUUUUCGGAUACAUCAGAGUGGUUUUUGGUUUCACUUUGUCACUUUCUGGUGAGAAUGCUGUGUAUUGAGUGGAAUUCCUAACUAAAAAGUAUGUUCUGUUGUGAGUGUCAGGUAUUUUGUCUCCCUCUACCUCAUAAAAUAAAAUACAUGUUAAGACCUGUUUUAGAAAGGGAAUGUUUUGUGCUUUUAAGUAGCUGGACACUGAUUUGGUAUGUUGACAUGACUACAUUUAUUUGUCUUGCUGUUAAUUCAGUUCUGUAUUUAUUCAAGCAUAUUAUUUAACUUAAUUUACAGCUUCAAGGGAUUAUGCAUGUUUACAGGUUAGUCCCUUAAAAAGCAAACUCAAGAUGUUAUACC
Coregonus clupeaformis (lake whitefish) is the source of this 2124-nucleotide messenger RNA. Its product is annotated as elongation of very long chain fatty acids protein 6. The coding region runs from base 166 to 984 and encodes 272 amino acids. NCBI's taxonomy places the organism in Eukaryota, Metazoa, Chordata, Actinopteri, Salmoniformes, Salmonidae. Gene Ontology annotation, cellular component: endoplasmic reticulum; endoplasmic reticulum membrane. The transcript is spliced from 4 exons. Gene Ontology annotation, biological process: very long-chain fatty acid biosynthetic process; sphingolipid biosynthetic process; fatty acid elongation, saturated fatty acid. The record is from RefSeq and is a predicted model, not a curated record. Gene Ontology annotation, molecular function: fatty acid elongase activity.